This is a messenger RNA of Ruditapes philippinarum (Manila clam), 1081 nucleotides long. RefSeq lists its product as uncharacterized. The coding region runs from base 39 to 806 and encodes 255 amino acids. Lineage: Eukaryota; Metazoa; Mollusca; Bivalvia; Venerida; Veneridae. The transcript is spliced from 2 exons. The record is from RefSeq and is a predicted model, not a curated record.
CAUUCAGACUGACCUGUUUCGAAAAUGCUAUUAUAAUAAUGGAAAGUGAGAACCAGGAUAAAGAUCUGUUUAAGAAUUGGGUGCGAGGAUCAAAAGGUCUUGAAUACUUAAAGGAAGGUCUUCAAGAAUUUGUUGGAGAAAAAGUACUGCAAUGUCGUGAUAAUACCCUUCAAAAGAUAAUAUUGACAUUACCAUCUGGAUCAUCACAACAGUGCAACCAGUGUACAGAGAAUAAUCUUUCUCCAGAACAUUUCAAUUCUACGAAGGCAUGUAACAGAUGGACAUGUAGCCAAAAGACCUCGAACAACUGUUUUGGAAGCAAACCAGUCGGACGUAGGAAAUGUCCUGAUGGCAUUUGCAGUAAAUUUUACGACGCAAUUAUAGAUGAGCAUGCAUUUAAAGACCCCUUAUGGAAGAACACAGACCCAAGUACGUGGUGUACGGAUCCUAAUGGGUGGAGUUAUGCAAAAUGUUUCCAGACAACUAAAGGUCCAGGGACAUCAGCUAAAGAUACAGAUGCUGCUGGUCUGCUUAGCAUUAUUAUAAACAACAAGUCAAUACAAAACUUUGUGACCAUGUUUAAUCCUGAUACUACCAGUUCGUUUCAUACGGCGCGAGACAUCCGAAAUGAAAUUUUACAUAGGUCAAAGCUUGAAAUCGACGAAACAACUGUGUGUUCUUAUUUGGACGCGUUCAUUGUUGUUCUUCAAGAUCCAAAGUGUCUGAUUAAUGAAGAGGCGUCAAAGAAAGCUGUUAAUAAACUAACACAGGUUAUCACUAUUAUUUUACAAUAUGAAUCUGAUUGAUUAAUGUAAAAUAUGAGUAUUUGGUUUGAUUUUAAGUGCUCAUUGAACAUUUUAAAAGCUGAUAUCCGGCUGUAUUUGAGCUAAUUUGGUAUACCAGUUUUAAAUGACGACUAAAGUGCAACAUUAUAUAAAUCACAAUGAGUUUAUAUCCAUAAAUUCCCACUUUUUUACACUCGAUACUCGAUGUUGCAUGUAAAUAUGUCUCAAUAUGAUUUAACAGUGUAAUACAAACUUGUUAAUGAAAGAACAAAAACACAAGUUAUAAAGAAAUCAAA